GAAGAUGUCCAUGGAAACUACUUACCAGAAAAAUGUGACCUUUGGUAAGCGGGAGAACCUUCCAUGUAUUGCACCACUACUAACCACAGUGGAGGAGACCCCACAGGUCAUCACUGCUCGAGUCCGAGGACAUUUCCCUGAGUGGCUCAGUGGCUACCUACUUCGAAUUGGACCUGGAAAAUUCGAGUUUGGGAAGGAUAAGUACAAUCACUGGUUUGAUGGAAUGGCUUUACUACAUCAGUUCAGGAUGGAGAAAGGCACAGUGACAUAUAAAAGCAAGUUUCUGCAGAGUGAUACAUAUAAGGCCAACAGUGUCCAUAAUAGAAUUGUGAUCUCAGAAUUUGGUACACUCGCUCUCCCUGAUCCAUGCAAGAAUAUUUUUGAACGUUUCAUGUCAAAGUUUGUGUUGCCUGCAAUAACCGACAACACCAAUGUCAACUUUGUGCGCUACAAGGGUGAUUACUACGUCAGUACUGAGACCAAUUUUAUGAAUAAAGUGGACGUUGAAACCCUGGAAAAAACAGAAAAGGUAGACUGGAGCAAAUUUAUUGCUGUGAAUGGAGCAACUGCACAUCCACAUUACGACCCAGAUGGAACAGCAUACAACAUGGGGAACUCCUAUGGGCCACGUGGUUCUUCUUAUAAUAUUAUUAGGGUUCCUCCAGAGAAGACUGACUUUGGGGAAACAAUCCAUGGAGCCCAGGUGAUAUGUUCUAUUGCUUCUGUAGAGAGGAUGAAACCUUCAUACUACCAUAGUUUUGGAAUGACAAGAAACUACAUAAUCUUCAUUGAACAACCUCUAAAGAUGAACCUGGGGAAAAUCAUCACUUCUAAAAUUCGGGGAAAGGCGUUUUCAGAUGGAAUAAGCUGGGAACCCCAGUAUAAUACACGGUUCCACGUGGUGGAUAAGCACACUGGGCAGCUUCUUCCAGGGAUGUACUAUAGCAAACCUUUUGUUUCAUUUCAUCAAAUCAAUGCCUUUGAGGACCAGAAUUGUAUUGUGAUUGAUUUGUGCUGUCAAGAUAAUGGAAAAAGCCUAGAAGUUUAUCAACUCCAGAAUCUUAGGAAAGCUGGAGGAGGGCUUGAUCAGGCUUAUAAUUCAGUAGCCAGAGCAUUCCCUCGAAGGUUUGUUUUGCCUUUAGAUGUGAGUUUGAAUGCCCAGGAGGGACAGAACCUCAGCCCUUUGUCCUACUCUUCAGCAAGUGCUGUGAAACAGGCGGAUGGAAAGAUUUGGUGUUCUUAUGAAAAUCUGCACACUGAGGAUCUAGAGGCAGAAGGUGGUGUUGAAUUUCCCCAGAUUAACUAUAGCCAAUUCAAUGGCCAAAAGUAUCGUUUCUUCUAUGGCUGUGGUUUUCGGCAUUUGGUGGGGGAUUCGCUUAUCAAGGUCGACGUGGUGAACAAGACACUGAUGAUUUGGAGAAAAGAUGGCUUUUAUCCUUCAGAACCUGUAUUUGUUCCAGUACCUGGAGCUAAUGAAGAAGAUGGUGGGGUUAUUCUUUCUGUGGUGAUCACACCCAACAAGAAUGAAAGUAAUUUUCUUCUCGUCUUGGAUGCUAAGAACUUUGAAGAACUGGGGCGAGCAGAGGUACCAGUGCAAAUGCCAUAUGGGUUCCAUGGCACCUUCAUAACAAUCUGAUGGGACAAUCACAAGGUCUGGGAACUAGGUUUAAAAUGAACAUGCUUUCUACAAAACAGCGAGCAAAAAGAGCACUUUGCCUUAUACACCACAGACUUCUGUUUUUAAAAUUCUUAUUAAAAAGAAUUU
Condylura cristata (star-nosed mole) is the source of this 1765-nucleotide messenger RNA. RefSeq names its product beta-carotene oxygenase 2 (gene BCO2). The coding region runs from base 5 to 1636 and encodes 543 amino acids. Gene Ontology annotation, cellular component: mitochondrion. Gene Ontology annotation, biological process: retinal metabolic process; carotene catabolic process. Gene Ontology annotation, molecular function: carotenoid dioxygenase activity; beta-carotene 15,15'-dioxygenase activity. NCBI's taxonomy places the organism in Eukaryota, Metazoa, Chordata, Mammalia, Eulipotyphla, Talpidae. The record is from RefSeq and is a predicted model, not a curated record. The transcript is spliced from 11 exons.